CCAUCUAAGUUCUUUUUGAGCGGCUGGAAACUUAGUACAUGCAUUGUGCAUAGACACAGGGGCGCACGCUCGCUUUGGCUAUCCAGCAUAAUGUUGCAUGGGCUUAGAUUUUGCACCACGCAUGAACUGAUGUCCAUCAGUCAGCCGAACCUAGUUAGAGUUCCAGAGUUAUGGAUGCGCACCAUCUGCGUCAGGUGGAGGGAACUCCAAUCAAUACCCAACGAACAAUUUAGCUUGAUUUGUUUUGGCAUAGACAUUGGCCUAAAUGCAGAACCUGAGUAACAUCUAAUCGAACAAUCAUUGUUCAUCUAUAUAAGAUAAGCAGACGCCAGCGUGCUACCAACUCGAUCCCUAAUCCUGUCGUGCCACUCCAACAUGAAAUAUCAUUCAGCAACUUCGGAUUCCCAGCAGAAGCAAUCGGACAUCAAUGCCAAUCAGACAGUGAGCUCAUGCCUCUUUAACUGUGGGCAGGCUUCUCCUAUCCAGACUUCGGACAACAAUGCUCGAGAUAUGAUCGUUACAUCUAAGGGGUCCAAAACUGCCGAACGCAAUGAAGGUCAUGAUAUACUACCAAAUGAGACUACUUCUUUGCUGGAUGGAGACACACCCUUCACUUAUGGUGUUGCAGACCAUAUGCAUCGGAGCCCUACUUGGCGAGAAGAGUUCAAAGUACUAUUGAAGUCCUCGGGUCCUCUUAUCAUAACAUUCGUUUUACAGUACUCACUUCCGAUAGCUAGUAUUGCGACCGUAGGACGCAUUGGAAAGAUAGAGAUGGGGGCUGCCAGUCUAGCAAGCAUGUCAGCGUCGAUCACUGGAUACGUCGUGUACACUGGCUUAGCCUCUUCACUCGAUACACUUUGCUCGCAAGCGUACGGCGCUGGACGCUUUCAUUUAGUUGGCCUUCACUUUCAGCGCAUGCUAUGCUUUCUUUCGAUCGUUACUCUACCAAUUGCCGCGCUAUGGUUCCUGGCUACCCGCAUCCUCUUGGCCAUUGUUCCCGCAGAAGAAGAAGAAACCGCGCGUUUGGCGGGUCAUUACCUUAGGAUUCUUGUCAUAGGGACGCCCGCCUAUGCUACUUUCGAAGCCGGCAAACGCUACCUGCAAGCCCAAAGUCUAUUCAACGCCACAAUGUAUAUCCUACUCGUAUGCGCUCCGUUGAACGCUCUCAUGCACUACUUAUUUGUCUGGAGGUUAUGGGGGUUCGUAGGCGCUCCGGUUGCCGUCGUUGUUACCCAUAACCUGAUGGCCAUUUUACUCAUACUAUAUAUCCGAUUUUCAGACGGAUAUCAGUGUUGGGGAGGAUUCGACCGCAGCGCAUUUUCAAACUGGAUGCCAAUGAUAAAGCUCGCUGUGCCUGGGCUCAUCAUGCUUCUCGCAGAAUUCCUCGCGUACGAAGUUUUAACACUUUCCGCAAGUAGACUCGGUUCUACAUCGCUCGCUGCUCAGAGUGUUCUUGCAAGCAUUACAACAAUUAUGUUUCAGGUGCCGUUUUCGAUGAGCGUUGCAGCCUCCACACGAAUUGGGAUCUUGGUUGGGGCAAGGAAGCUAAGCAAUGCCAUGUUUACAGCCAAAGUAACCACAGCCUAUGCAGCUUUUGUUGGCCUCUUCAAUUUCCUUUUCAUGGUUGUUUUGAAAGGAUAUAUUCCACGUGUGUUCACGCACGAUCAAGACGUCGUCAAUCUUGUAUCGAAUAUUUUACCUCUAUGUGCGGUAUAUCAGGUGCUUGAUGCAUGGGCAUGCCACUGUAAUGGAAUUUUAAGGGCUACAGGCAGACAAAAGAUCGGUGGGAUUGUGGGGUUGUUUGCAUAUUAUAUUGUAGGAUUACCAAUCAGCAUUGGAACCGGGUUCAGCGCUGGAUGGGGUAUAUUUGGUCUUUGGACCGUAAGUAACUCCCUCGACCUUAACCGAUGUGAACUAAUUCUUGUACAGGGCAUUGCAAUCUCUCUUGGGUUUGUAUUUGUUCUCGAGAGUAUAUUGAUAUAUCGUAUCAGCUGGACGAAGGUUCUAAAAGAGGCAGAUAAACGAAACUGUAUAGGAUAG
Messenger RNA from Periconia digitata, 2040 nucleotides. The record is from the annotation of a GenBank genome assembly. Lineage: Eukaryota; Fungi; Ascomycota; Dothideomycetes; Pleosporales; Periconiaceae.